Molecule: messenger RNA, 2929 nt
Organism: Clupea harengus (Atlantic herring)
Lineage: Eukaryota; Metazoa; Chordata; Actinopteri; Clupeiformes; Clupeidae
Gene: pcdh20l
Product: protocadherin 20-like
Biological process (GO): homophilic cell-cell adhesion
Cellular component (GO): plasma membrane
Molecular function (GO): calcium ion binding
Source: RefSeq, a predicted model, not a curated record
UAUCUUCAAUGAUAGCAUAAAGAAGAUAAUGAGUUGGAUUAGGAAGGUGAAACCUCUGUUUUGAUUGGACAGCAGGUAAAGCCUACGCAACAGGUUGUACAGUAGGCCUACACUUGAAGUGAAGAGGGCGGGGACCAUUCAAAGACAGGCGUCGUGUGUUAGAGUACACCUCGUACGAGCACACCGUUGCUCCUCAUUUGCUAGCAUGUUUUUAAAGUAUGGGCGAUGGGAUUUGCGAUAACAUGAAUGCCGCUGUCCUACUGCAGAAAGUGCUUUUUGUGGUUGUUUUAAAGCAAGCAAUGUACAGUGCACUGAGUCUUCGCGUCCAAGAAGAACAGCAGGAAGGCGUCCACAUUGGCACGAUUGGCAGAGAUUAUCCGGGCCCAUACCGGCUGCUUGAUCAAGACUACAUACAUCUACAUGAAAGCACGGGGGACCUGUAUACUACCAAACAGAUUAUCGAUAGAGAGAUUGUGUGCCCUCCUCAGCAAGAUGGUGAUUGCACCAUCACUCUAUAUGCUGUUGUUGGCCCGCAGAACAUCACAGAAGUCAUAGAGAUCGUGCUGAUUGUAGAGGACAUCAAUGAUAAUGCCCCCCUCUUCCCUGAGAGUGUUAUAUGCUUCAGUGUGGCAGAGGAUGAAAGUGUCGGGGCAAGUUUCAUCUUGGAUGGUGAAGCUCACGAUGUGGAUUCUGACAUCAACGGGCAGAUUAGCUACCAUUUGCAAAAUUACAGUGAAUUCUUUGCAGUGAUAGAGAGGGGACCCGCGCUUGUGCUUGUUUUACGAAGGGAACUGGACCGUGAAAUUCAGGAUAACCAUCAAAUGACUCUCGUUGCUGUAGACCAUGGUUUGAGACCACUCAGUGGCACUGCCACACUGAUGGUUACUGUGACUGAUGUCAAUGAUAAUUGCCCAGAGUUUGAUCCAGACAGUCCCUAUUCAGCCACCAUCAGUGGAAACACAUCCAAGGGCUCUGUCAUUGCCCAGGUGAAGGCCACAGACAGAGACGUUGGCCACAAUGCCGCUGUAGACUAUUCUUUUAGCUGGAAGAACUCAGAUAAGGCAAUGGCCUUGUUCCAGCUGGACAGACACAGUGGACUGAUCACCCUAGCUGAUGAUGUUCGCGCCGACAGCCCGGACGAGUUUGUGCUGAACGUCCUCGCGAGCGACCCACUCUGCUCCCCCCGCUCCCCCCCUGCGACCUCUGAGGUAACCGUAUCCGUGACGCCGGUGACAGGGCCCGAGCCGGUGAUCAAGAUCAGGUUCAUAGCGGAGCAUGAAAACCAAACGAUACUGUUACAGGAGAACACGCCGCCGGCAGCCCUGGCCCUUUUAGAGCUGGAAGACGGCGUCGGCGGCUGCGCACUCUCUAUAGAGGGAGACGUGCCAUUUUCCCUAAAACCACAAACUCAGAAUGGUAACUAUCUCCUUUCAUCAUCAAAGCCAUUAGACUUUGAAAUGCUCUCAGAAUACCAUGUUUCUGUUGUCAUCACAAACGCCCAGGGCAAGCGCCUGUAUUAUAAGAAAGAGAUCAAAGUACUGCUGGUUGAUGUGAAUGAUAAUGCCCCGCGGUUCAAUCAAACACACUAUCAGAUAGUUCUGGAGGAGAACAAUAAGCCAGGGGCAGGCAUUCUUCAGGUCAGGGCGUUUGAUCCAGACAGUCAGCACAAUGGAAGAGUAUUUUACAGACUGAGCAGGAACACUUCCCCAAUCUUCCACGUUGACCGCGUGACAGGCGAGCUGUCGGUGUCGGCCUCUCUCGACCGAGAGCAGCAGGAGUCUUACACUCUGACUGUGCUGGCCCGAGACAGUGGCAUCCCACCGCUGGAGACCUCUGCGUCUGUGUCUGUGCACGUGCUGGACCAGAAUGACAACGUGCCGUCCUUCCUCACGCCUCACUUCAUCUUCUUCGUGCCGGAGAACAUCCCUCGCUUGGCGCCGGUGGGAAAGAUCGGGGUGACGGACACAGACAAAGGGGACAACGGGGAGGUGGAGGUGCGCGUGUUUAACGGCACCGGGCCUUUUGUCAUGGACAACGUCCAGGGGACGCUGCGCUGCACGGAGGAACUGGACCGGGAAGAGCGGGACAGGUACGAGUUCUUCCUGGUGGCGCUGGACCGGGGCAGCCCCUCGCUGUCCUCCAGCGCCAGGGUCACGAUCUUCGUAGAGGACAUGAACGACAACCAGCCUCAGGUGAUCUUGCCCAGCAGCAACCUCACCUGCCUCACCGUGUCACCGUCCACCCCGGCUGGCUCAAUGGUCACCCGGAUCUACGCCAUGGACACGGACUCGGGGAUCAACUCGGACAUCACCUACCACCUCGUCGGCAGUGAGCCGGCACAGAAUUGCCCAUUCCAGAUCGACCCGCACUCGGGCAAUGUUUCGCUCGCCCAGCAUCUGAUGGGCCAGGACUAUGGGAUGCACCACCUCUUCAUUGUGGUGAGCGACGGGGGAAAGCCAAUCCCUCUUCAGACCACAGUGUGGGUUAACUUGCUGGUCAACGAGACGCUGGCGCCGUGUCGCCUAGACAGUGUUCCAAAGAGCUUGCCAAGUAGACUCCCACGUCCCACGAUGCCAAAUCAGUGUGAGACCAGUGAGCAGUAUGGUCAAAAUCCCAAGUUGAUACUACUCAUUGGCUUAGGCAUGGUCGUUUUAUCUCUGUGUCUCUUAUCGAUUGCCGUGGGGCUGUUUGUAAAGCAGAGAAACAUGAGGCAUAUAAAUGUAAAUGUAAAGGCCUGUGAAAUUAUCCCUCUGAGGGACAAACAUAGCUCUGAUCACUGGGAAAAAGACUGACUCAUGUAUUUACAGAUCGUUUACAUGUUCGGUUCAGCAGAGAACAUAUUUUUUUAUCUAUACAAAUCUGUAUCUUAAAAUUAAAAGUAUGUAAAUGUUUACAUUGCCACGUUUGUUUACAUAGAGAUAUGCGUAGA